AUGUCCCAAGGCCAUACGAUUCCUGUAGAAACGAACAUACAAUUAGCCACGAAUAACGCCGCACCAAAGUCAAAAUGUCUCAGGAUAUCCGGUAUUCCAGAUGGUUGGAGUGUAGAUACUCUCCGUCAGUGCUUGCAGACACUUGAUCCCAACCUCUGCGACGAUGAGUUCAAAAUCUCGCUUUAUCCAGCUUGUCAUGGAUCCGGUCAAGUUGGCAUGUUGAACCUAUCCCACUGCACAGAAUAUUUUAAACGAGUCGUACCUUACAAGCCGUUCUUCGCCUGUGCGCAAGAUCAAGACUUGUCGAUCGAUUGCGACUUCAACGGUUUGACGCCCCUCAACACUCCACCAAAAGAUAUCCUCGCCGACGUCGUUGCUGUCACUGGGCUCGCUGGCCACCCAUACGGAUCCUGGAAGAGUCAUCAAAGUCAUCGAAUGUGGCUCCAAGAUUUCCUACCCAGAGACCUUUCUGGUGUUCGAAUCAUGACGUUUGGAUACGAUAGUCGGAUAGAGGCCAACAAGGGAACGAGCCGCAUGCUGGACUAUGCCCGGUUUUUCGUGGACCAACUGUACAUUGCAAGGUCUUCGAAAUCGGUGUGGUUAAUUAGGAUUCUUCUGAUGAUAUCAUCUCACUUCUACUCCGCAGGCACAAUCUCGUCCUAUUAUAUUUAUUGGCCACUCGCUCGGUGGUAUCUUAAUUAUCCAGGUUUACGAACAGAAGAGCUAGAAGAGAUGGCAAGGGAUUUGAUUCCAGAUUCAGAGGAUACAAUCGAUCUGUUGCGAAAACUGCGUGCUGGUUCCGAAUUUUUGGAAUCGCAAUCAGAAGAUAUCGCAGAGAUUCUAGACAAGAUGAAGUCCUCACAAACUGGGAAAUAUGAAAGAUCUGGAGAAGAGGUUCAAGCAGUCGCCCCAUUUGCGGCUUUCGUGAACUUACGGCACGAAAUUCAAAUUCCAGUUCCGGCGAACCAUACGGAUAUCGUCAAAUUUCUAUCGAAUUCGGACCCCACCUAUAUUUCUUUGGUCACACACCUCAAAGACUGUGUUCCAUCUAGCAGUCCUGAACAUAAGGAACAUAAUGAAGAGAUCCCAGUCGUUAACGAAGUUACAGUGAGACCAAAAAAAAGUGAGCCUACCUCCUUACCAGAUACUGAUACGAUCGUUGCAAUGAGCAACCUCGCAUCCACGCUCCAUGACCGUGGCCAAUUAGAAGAAGCCGAGAAGGUUCAGCGAAAAGUCCUGGAACUUCGGAUCGAGAUUCUAGGACCACAGCAUCCCGAUACGAUUCUCACAAUGGGCGACCUCGCAACCACCAUUUAUGGCCGCGGCCAAUUAGAGGAAGCCGAGAAGAUUCAGCGAAAA
Messenger RNA from Acaulospora colombiana, 1359 nucleotides. The record is from the annotation of a GenBank genome assembly. Lineage: Eukaryota; Fungi; Glomeromycota; Glomeromycetes; Diversisporales; Acaulosporaceae.